AAUAUGUCAGGGAUUGCCCUCAGCAGGCUUGCGCAGGAAAGGAUAGCUUGCGGGAAGGACCACCCUUUUGGCUUUGUGGCUGUCCCAACAAAGAACCCUGAUGGCAUGAGGAGCCUGAUGAAGUGGGAGUGCGCUGUCCCUGGAAAGAAGGGGACUCCGUGGGAAGGAGGCUUGUUCAAGCUACGGAUGCUUUUCAAAGAUAACUAUCUGUCCUCACCACCAAAAUACAAAUUUGAGCUUCCACUGUUUCAUCCAAGCGUGCAUCCUUCUGGUACAGUGUGGAGGCCAGCUAUCAUGAUCAAACAGAUCUUAUUAGGAAUACAAGAACUUCUAAAUGAACCAAAUAUUCAAGACCCAGCUCAAGCAGAGGCCUACACACUUUACUGCCAAAACAGAGAGGAGUAUGAGAAAAGGGUUGGAGCACAAGUGAAGAAAUCUGCCCCCUCAAGCAGCAGCCUGGGCUCCAUGAUGAGGAAGGGAUUGGUAUGGCAACAACUUGUUUACAACCUUUUGCAGAUCUAA
This is a messenger RNA of Arvicanthis niloticus (Nile rat), 522 nucleotides long. The record is from RefSeq and is a predicted model, not a curated record. Lineage: Eukaryota; Metazoa; Chordata; Mammalia; Rodentia; Muridae.